UUUGAAGUGCCUCCACCGUCUCUUUCCACCCUCCUGUUCCCAGAAUCAUAGAGACCGUCAGAGACCAUGGACGAAUCCAAGUCCCAGCACCCACUUCAAGCGCCUCGACAAAAGCGUCCAUUGAAUUCCAUCAAUUAGCCGGGGCGCAGGACCCCACCGGUCAGAGCAGCCAACGCAGCAAAGCAAUAGAGGUGUUCAACUGCCCCCAAUAAAAGCCCGGAAGGGGAAGCAAAUCGAAGGAACCAAGAAGAGAAGAACAAGAGUGGGGAAGGGGAAGGGGAAGGGGAAGGAGGGAAAGAAGUGAAAGCUCUUGGAGAGAUUUCUCUCUCCUCUCUUUACCGAUCUCCUCUGAGGAUUCCAUUGAUUGAUUCAGUCGGGAAGCUUGAGGUGUGGAAAUCCCUCGAAAACAUACACGCAGUACUGCUUGAUGGUUGUUCGUCGAAAUGAUCUUUCUUGUCUUUAUCUCUAUUUAGCACUCGGUUAGCAUGAUGACUUGUGGGAGUAUUAUGGCUGCAAAGAGUAAACGCUGUAAAGGACUUUCCUAUCGCUCCACCAAUGUCAUCCCUGUAUUUUUCUAGGUAUCUGAAUUGUUCCACUUCCUUUAUUGCUGAAAGCAAAUGCAGAUAUGGAUGACGGUCGACAUCGGGAAAAUGGAAGACACAAGCCAGAUCAAUUCAAAUCAGUUCACACUCAGUGGAUGAUGCCACAACAUCAGAUGAAGGACCAUCAAACUAUGAAGCUCAUGGCCAUCAUGGCUGAGCGGGAUAGUGCUAUCCAUGAACGCAACCUAGCCAUCUCUGAGAAAAAAGCUGCUUUGGCUGAGCGAGAUAUGGCAAUCCUUCAACGUGAUGCUGCAAUUGCUGAGCGAAAUAAUGCAAUUAUGGAACGUGACAAUGCAAUCGCUGCUCUUCAAUAUGCCCGAGAGACCGGCAUGAAUGGUAAUGGUGGAAAUGGAUGUUCUCCUGGCUGCACUGCUCCGACAAAGCAUCAUGACCACCUUCCACAUGUUCAUCCCUCACCGAAACAACUAUCAGAUGCUCCAUAUGACCAUGAAAGACAGGUGGAUGUUACUGAGGCAUAUCCAAUUUCGACUGCAGUAGAGAGUGCAAAAGGCAGCAAGGUUAAAAGAAUGAGGAAGGAGAACGGAGUCCAAGCAAUUCCAACCAAGAAGUCAUCAAAAUCACCAAAGAAGAACAAGAGGAGUGGUAAUGAUGAUCUAAACAGGCAGGUUAGCAUUGCAAAGUUCCAUGGUGAGUGGAAGGGUCAGGAACAGGUUAGUGAUGGGGGAGAUGUGAAUAAGGUCCCUGUAACAAAGCACCAGUGGAAGGGUCAAGACUUGGGCUUGAACCAGGUCUCAUUCGAUGAAUCAACCAUGCCGGUACCUGUGUGUUCAUGCACGGGAAAGUUCCACCCAUGUUACAAGUGGGGAAAUGGUGGGUGGCAGUCUUCAUGCUGCACCACAACACUGUCCAUGUAUCCGCUCCCGGUGAUGCCCAACAAGCGCCAUGCUCGCGUUGGAGGACGGAAAAUGAGCGGCGGUGCUUUCAUUAAGCUGCUCAGCCGGCUGGCAGCAGAGGGCCAUGAUCUGUCGACACCAGUGGACCUUAAAGAUCACUGGGCUAAGCACGGGACAAAUCGCUACAUCACCAUUAAGUAAUGUAGAAUCUCUGGUAAGCUACUUGCGAAGCUAAUAGGGAGCAACAAGGGCCAGCCCUAGUGACUGUAGGCCUGUUAUUUGUUCUUCCUUUUUAAGGAAGACGAUUCUGCAGAAAUGUUAGAUUGUGUUCAGUGGAAGAUGAUGGGUAGUGUUCUAAAUGUGAUCAGAUGUUGCUUUCUCCAAUAUAUGUACCUUAUGGAUGUCAAUAUAUUUUGUGUUUCAGCUACCCUGCAAUGGUAAGGCUUAGGACUGGAAUAUGAUUCCAGAAAGUUGCAGGUAUGCUUUAGAGUAGGGUCUAUGUAUGUAGAACUGAUCUUGUAAGAUGCUGAUUAGCAAAAUACUGUGCUCACUUAAUGAGGUUAUGUUUUGUUAGACUUGUAGAAAAGAUUCAUCUUUUAUCUUUCUCAUGAAUUUCUGAUAUUUUUUUAAA
Phoenix dactylifera (date palm) is the source of this 2087-nucleotide messenger RNA. Its product is annotated as barley B recombinant-like protein D. The record is from RefSeq and is a predicted model, not a curated record. Gene Ontology annotation, cellular component: nucleus. Gene Ontology annotation, molecular function: sequence-specific DNA binding; DNA-binding transcription factor activity. Gene Ontology annotation, biological process: response to ethylene. Lineage: Eukaryota; Viridiplantae; Streptophyta; Magnoliopsida; Arecales; Arecaceae.